Molecule: messenger RNA, 465 nt
Organism: Perkinsus marinus ATCC 50983
Lineage: Eukaryota; Perkinsozoa; Perkinsida; Perkinsidae
Exons: 1
Coding region: 1-465 (154 amino acids)
Source: RefSeq, a predicted model, not a curated record
AUGAUCUCGAUCAUCAGCAGGAUUACUGCAAUCGCGGCCUUGGCCAUCAUGGUGGGAGCCACUGUUGCCUCCAACACCACCUCAUCCCCCGACUUCGAGCACGAACUUUGGUGGAUGCUGGGGAAGAAAAAAAUUGAGGAGCUCCUGAAGGAAGAGGACAAGGCGACGAAGAGCCCAUUUGAUGGGAUUCCACUGGAGGACCCCAUCCUACCUGGUCCUACCUCGACCACCUCCACGACUUCCUCUCGCUUGAUCCUCACCUUCUCGGCCGACCACGUCCUGCCCGGAUCUACAACGCCGUGGUGGAUGAUGGAGAUUCCGCUGGAGGACCCCAUCCUGUUCCCUACCACGAGUAUCUCCACCACCCUCGACCCCACGUCGACCACCACCACCACUACCACUUCCCCUCCUUCCACUCCUAGCAGUGGGCCGGGUGGCAAGCUCCGCGGAGGAGUCGACAGGUGA